Messenger RNA from Danaus plexippus (monarch butterfly), 3217 nucleotides. RefSeq names its product coiled-coil domain-containing protein 170. NCBI's taxonomy places the organism in Eukaryota, Metazoa, Arthropoda, Insecta, Lepidoptera, Nymphalidae. The record is from RefSeq and is a predicted model, not a curated record. The coding region runs from base 195 to 2429 and encodes 744 amino acids. The transcript has 12 exons.
CCGUACAUAAGAAGAUAUCGUGACUCUUUGCGGACUUGAAAUAGCAACUGAUAUCACGCUAGCCUUACCGGAAAAUACCUUCUUCCACAAUUAUGUCUAGUUGCCUUUCGCACGCCAUGGGAUAGCAGUCCUUUGAAAAGUAUAAUUUACUUACUUUCCGGAAAUGAUUUUUUAAAAUCUUUCUAUAGCAAUGUAUGGAAACGGAUUUAGGAAAUGACUUGAUCACAACCUUGAGGAGUGACCUAGCAGGACUGCAGUAUAAAAGAGACAAAUUAAUAUCAGAGAACAGCGAUUUAAAAAACCAAAUGUUAUCUCGAGACCAAAGAAUACUCGAACAACAAGUUGAGAUCGACCACCUUCGUGAACAGAAUGCCCGUCAAAACGCUAUCAUAUCAUCUCUUAAAAAGAAAAUCCAAGAUCUCGAUGAAGUCCAACGCAAUCUACAAGCGUCGCAAGGCAGAAGUGACUUGACGGUGCAAACCCUUCAGAGAGACAACCGCUACUGUGAAGAGAAGAUAAAGGAUUUGGAAAAGAAAGUACGAUCUCUUGAAUUGGAAUGUCACAACGAAGAACAGCAAAAGGAAAAUGCUCGGUGUCAGUUCCACGAUCUUGUGAGAAGACUUUCUGUCGCCUUAGAUUCAGAUUUCUGUGAUACCGCUCACACCCACUCCCCUGAAAGUCUAAUCAUUAAAGCAUCUGAACUAGUCCAAGAGAUUACUAGACUUAAAAAUAAAUGUAUGAACACAAGUGAGAAUCUCACAACCAUUGAACAGGACUUCCGUAGUUGUAGGGACACGUUGGAGAGAGCGAAUGCUGAUAAAGACAUUUUGCAAAGGCAGCUCUCGAGCCAGCUCCUAGACAUAGAAAGACUGAAACAGGAGAAGGAAUCUCUUUCUGUAUCCAAUAGAGUACUUGAAAGGGAACUUCACGAUGCUCGAGAAAAGUUGUCACACUGUACGAAGAACUUAAACGUUGUUAGUGAUAACAUGAAUCAAAAUGAAUCAUUGAUAAUUCAACUAAAAGAGGACUUAAGACAUCGUGACGAAAAGUAUCAAAGGCUUCAAACGGAAUUUAGAAACACAAUGGAAUCAAUCGCAAUCCUCCUCAGUCUGCCCACUCGUUUCGUUGAAGCUCACGAAAGCACUAUCAAAGACCGUAUAAGGGAAAUUUUGAGCGAAAAUAAAGAUAGAACCGCCCAAUUAGAAGCGUUGCGUGAGAAAUUAGGAGUCGAGUGUCAGCAGUUGGGGAGAACGGCGCAUUUACACGAACAAGCGACAACCCGCGUAAGAAUACUAGAGGACGAAAGGAACAUGCUUGAGACUAAGGUUCACAAACUGGAGUCGGAACUAACAACUUUAGAAAUGUCGCGAGAUAAUUUGAGAAAAGAUAAAGCUAAUUUCGUGGCAUUCCUGGAGCGCUUGAGUCGUACUCUCAAUAUGGACGAGUUGACACAGAACAUCGGAUUGGACUUACACACGGACUCCAUCAUUCAAAGAGCCGAGCAACUCGCGAGACUCGAGAGCGACAAAAUUAUUGACAAGAUGCUGUAUUACGGAUACUAUGGCACGCUCCCGAGACUAAGAAGAGAGCGUUCUUUCCAUGACUUACCGUACCUUAAAGAAACGGCCGUUGUUUAUCAACUGCAGCGUCGCAUAAGAAUAUUGAGAGAACAGCUCCAGCGAAAAGAUUUACAUUUAGAUUUACUGCGACGUAAGCUUAGCGUACAGGAAGAUUCGUCUCGAGUUAGGGCGGUUCUCCAGGCGGAACGUGAUGAAGCUGUCAACAGAAGUAAGAAACUGGCACGACAGUGUGACAAGCUUGGGGUUCAACUGAGUGACGCGAGGGCACAGGUCCGGGAUCUCAACGCGCAGCUAGCUGAUGCUGCAGAGUAUAAGAUAACAGCGCUGGAGAGAGCUAGAAAGAUAGAAGAGUUGCAGAAAAAAAUUGACGAAGCAGAAAUGCUUCGAGUGAGAUACAAUCGCAAGGUGAAUGUACUUAAAGAUCAAGUGAGGGCUACUGGAGACACGUACGAACAAGAGAGAACGAGUACAGAACAUCAGAUUAAUAUACUAAGAGACGAUCUCUCAAGGACCAAAGAGGCUCUAGCUGAAUGUCAACGUAGAGAAGCACAGCUGCAAAGCUUUAGACAUUCAAUCGCCAAACUCCUUGGUAUUCUGGUGCCAUCGUCCGUGUCGGACUUCGAGAUGGUGUCUCGUCUCCAGAAGCUCAUCGACGCUCAUCACGACUUCACAGUAGUGUCUCGUCGGUAUGACGACCCCGCACUGCUCAGGGCUUCAUCACGCUCUCCUCCCCCAUCACGAUGCAGAACAAGAACACCUGAUCGAUCACUCCGCUACGAUGAUUCAGGAUACGCGGAUCCGGCGUUUGAUCUCGAGGACGAGCUUUACAAAACUCGGCCGGCCUUGUGACAUUCGAGACGCCGCGCCCGUUUCUAGGCCGCCUACGUCUCAUACUUUUUGACAAUGCCCUUAUCAAAUCUCAAUCUUAACUGUUUGAUACAGAUUUUACCUAGUAUAUAACUUUAUAUAGUAUUAUUAUAACGCAUAGAUAGUUGUAUAUUCAGCAUUUUAAGCAAUGCGUAUUAUAUACGUAUUGUCCUUGAGAUUACAGAACUCUUAUACAUUUACAACCUUUAUUAUAAUACAUUUCCAUAGUAUAUACACAUAGUAUAUUUUAUAAAUAUGUGCAUUUAGAUAUUCUAGUGCUUUUGAAUGUUCCCCGUCACGUACUAGUCUCGUUAAAUAAAAAAUCACGUAAAAGAAUACUUCAAAAGAUCUGGGUCAGACAUAUUGUAUAAUGACCAUUUAUGACUUAAGUUAUUUGAAGUACUUAUUUAAAGAAUAGUUUUAAAACAUAAAAGUAGAAGUUAUAUUUAUAAUUUUAGAAUAUUUUCUCACGAUAGUUGUAGAGUUAACCAUAAAAUUUGUAACUUUUUAGAAAUUUUAUUUCUUGUUAGAAAAAUGUUUUGUUCUUAAUUUAUGUAUAAUAUAUGAACAAUAAUAUCUACAUUUGUUAAUCUAUUUAAUUUAAUUAGGAAAUAAAAUAGUAAAAUAUAGUAACUCUAAAACCCCAUCAAUUUAAUUUAUAUUAUAAAUGCUAAUAAUAAAAUUAAUUCAAUUAUAAUAAAACUAAGAAAUGUGUUGAAUAAUUUGCAAAAAUAUAUUUAGAAAUAAAUAUUAAUACACUGGCAGUCAAA